AUGAACAGCAUUACUCAUUUUAGCCCUCCACAUGAGCUUAAGCGAGAGGAAAUGGUUAUACGGAGUUACGAGAAAUGUAAACUGUGUCAGCAAGAGGUUCUUCCAGGAGUGGUAUAUAGGUGUGAGAGACCUAAAUACUUGGUUCAUGGAAGCUGUGCUGAACUUCCAUGGCAUCUGAGGCAUCCCUUUCAUCCUGAUCACACUCUUACUCAAUUUGACAUCGCACCUGACUCCAAAAGUUGCAGUGUUUGUGGUGACCAUUUUGGGGGCUGCGCUUACCGGUGCUCUGAAUGUGAAUUCGUAUUGAAUCUUUCUUGUGCUGCCUUGACACCUUCCAGGAUUAGGGGUCCAGAACUUAAGAUUAAUCAUCAGCAUCCCGUUACUGCUUUUGACAAACCAAAAGACCACAAGUAUUCCUGCUUUAUUUGUGGCGAACCUUUUGGAUAUUAUCAAGCUAUCUACUUUUGUUCGGAAUACAAACGCUCUGCAAUCUUUGCGGUCAAUGGCCAAGUCCGCGUUUUUUUAUUCCAAUGUUCCUCGUGCGACUACUGUGAAGACCUUGAUUGUGCCAAGUUGGUGCCAACAAUCAUGGACUCCGACAGACCUGAUCAUGGAUACAUUGAAGUUCAACCUACAAGCCACGACCAUCGUUUGAUUCAAUGUAACAGUAUAAAGAAUUUCAAACGUAACUGCUCUGGUUGUGGACUACCAUUCGAUGAUUCCAUUGACGUUUGCCUUCAUUGCCGUGCAUUGCUACAUGAAUCGUGUGCUAACAUGCCCGAGAAGGUCAUACACUCUUUUCACCCUCAACCUCAACAUUGCCUUACCCUUUUUGAUCGUAGUUCGAGUCUCCUUUAUGCUUCCGUUUUCUGUAGUGCAUGUGGUGUCCCUAAAAACCUCAUUUACAUGUGUCAGAAGUGUAAUUUUAGCUUGGACAUUAAAUGUGCUACUGCAAAGCACCCCUUAAUUAGGUCUAAAAUUCAUCAGGAUGAUCUUGCUUACUUCAACAACACAUCAGACAACUGA
Molecule: messenger RNA, 1026 nt
Organism: Coffea eugenioides
Lineage: Eukaryota; Viridiplantae; Streptophyta; Magnoliopsida; Gentianales; Rubiaceae
Exons: 2
Coding region: 1-1026 (341 amino acids)
Source: RefSeq, a predicted model, not a curated record